AUGCCUCUGACUAUCCUCUCGCAGUCGCAACUGCGAGCGCUACUGCACUCCCUCUCCCGCGACGACAUCAUCGAACUCCAAAAAAACCUCUCCGACGCCCUGCGCGAAUACUCCUCGGGUGCCCAGGACAAGGGCUGCUCGGCGACCUAUCAGCCGCAGCGAACGGCCAUUACCCGCCAGAAUGGUUGCACUACAUUGUUCAUGCCCGCCACCACGGGCCAGACGAUCGGAAUCAAGAUGAUCUCCCUGCAGGACGGCGCCGCGGCCGGAUGUGCCGUGGAGCGGGGUGCAUUUGAGAUCCCCGAGGGCGAGUCCACCUCGAAUCGGUCGCGGAAUGUCUCUGUGCGAGAUUCCGUCGCCUCGCUCUCGUCGGACAUGAGCGAUCUCUCGAUGGAGUCUUCCCAGGAAGAUAGCAACUCGACAACCACCGGCAGUACGGGGACCGAUAUCACCGACAGCCCGACUCUGCUGUCUGGAUGCGUCAACCAACAGCCUGUCGUCAACAAUAAUGUUUCUACCACGAUGGGUGCCUGGCCAGGGGCCGGCAGCCGUGAUACUUCGCCGAAAGGCAGCGUGACGCUUUUGGACAGCGAGAGUUUGCCAUUCGCCCUCAUCAACGCCCACGAAUUGACAGCCUUCCGCACUGCCUUGGCUUCGUUGAUGGUCUUCAACAAGCGCAAGAAGGUUAAAACUCUUCUGGUCUUUGGUGCAGGAACCCAGGCCUACUGGCACAUUCGGUUGGCAUUGAUCCUGCGCAGCGAGGAAAUCCGCCGCGUAUACAUUGUCAACCGAUCCUUCGAGAGAGCGGCAAAGCUCCUCCGCGACAUUUACCACCCUGAUAACACCAGCUGGCGGCGGGACGUCAAGUUCUCUGCCAUGAGCAACGACUUUGGCGAAUACCAGCGCAUCAUCAAGGAGCAUGUCCGUAAGGCGGACGCUAUCUUCUGCUGCACGCCAUCCGUCGAGCCUCUGUUCCCCGCAGAAUACCUGACCUCGCGUGAAGGUCGUCAGAAGGGCCGUCUGAUCAGCGCAGUCGGGUCUUACAAGGCUCACAUGGCCGAGGUGCAUCCAGACAUCCUCCGUGACGAAGUAACCGUCCAGCCUCCCCAUCGACAUUUCCACAAACACACUCGUCGCAGCGGCGUGGUUGUCGUCGACAGUCUGGACGCGGCUAUCAAAGAAGCAGGCGAGAUUGUCCAGGCUGGUAUCAAGCCCAACCAAAUGGUGGAGCUUGGUGAGCUGCUCAUGGUGCGCCAUGCCACGCAAGAGACUGCCGACGAGCAGAAGAGUCUGCGGGAAUGGGUCGAGAAGGGCAACGUCAUCUAUAAAAGUGUGGGUCUGGGCCUGAUGGAUCUCGUGACAGGCGGUGAUUUGGUGCGUCUGGCGCGAGAGCGCAAGUUGGGAACGACGGUGGAAGACUUUUGA
Messenger RNA from Penicillium argentinense, 1425 nucleotides. Its product is annotated as putative proline utilization protein PrnX-like. The record is from RefSeq and is a predicted model, not a curated record. NCBI's taxonomy places the organism in Eukaryota, Fungi, Ascomycota, Eurotiomycetes, Eurotiales, Aspergillaceae. Bases 1 to 1425 code for a protein of 474 amino acids. The transcript has a single exon. Gene Ontology annotation, cellular component: cytoplasm.